This is a messenger RNA of Micropterus salmoides (largemouth bass), 1035 nucleotides long. Its product is annotated as follitropin subunit beta-like. Gene Ontology annotation, cellular component: extracellular region; cytoplasm. Gene Ontology annotation, biological process: G protein-coupled receptor signaling pathway. Gene Ontology annotation, molecular function: hormone activity. The record is from RefSeq and is a predicted model, not a curated record. The transcript is spliced from 2 exons. The coding region runs from base 179 to 604 and encodes 141 amino acids. Lineage: Eukaryota; Metazoa; Chordata; Actinopteri; Centrarchiformes; Centrarchidae.
UUGUGAAAAAAAAUCUACAUAUGUCAAGGUGUGUUUUUUCUCUUUAAUUUGGGUUUGCAUACACUUUAACAAACUGAUAUUGUUGCAAUGAUAUUGUCUUUUGUCUGUCAUCUGUUGUCUUUUCAGAGUGACUGUCUCAAACUGUCUAUGCAUUCACCUAUGUGUCUGCACUUUCAGCAUGCCUUCGUUAGUGUUGAAAUAUAUGCUGCUGUGCGCGUUGAUGGGUGGAACGGCGUGUGCCUGUGUGCUGAAGAAUCAUACCUUAUGGAUUGAGAGGCACGACUGUGCCCAGUGUGUCGCUGUCAAUACUACUAUCUGCAGUGGCUACUGUUACACACAGGACACCAAUUUGUGGGGACGGUUUGGGAGGACCUUCGUCAUCCAGCGUAGCUGUGUGCCUCUCUCCCUGGUGUACCGAGCCGUGCCAGGCUGCCCUCAGGAUGUCAACGCACCGUUGUAUUAUCCGGCAGCCCGCCGUUGCCGCUGCAAGCGCUGCGACGCACGCUCACACCACUGUGUGCGCACCAGCCGAUUCUCUUAUGAACAAUGCACCAUGGACCUUGGCAGCGCGAGGAGCCCGACCCAGCCCGCUCUGGAAACCUGAACAUGAGCUGAUACAAGCAAAUGCACACGCAUGGCAGGGCUGCAGCUGUUGGACUAGAUGGAGCAGCAGUGUUUCUGCUUGUUGAUGUUAUUGUGGUGCAUCUCAGCCACUCAGCCGGUCACGUUGUUUUCUCUAGUUUGAUAGUCAAGAUAUUGCAACACUGUGUUGAGCAUGCACUGUAGCUUCACUGUGAAUUGUAUUGCCUGUGUAAAUGAAUUAAAUGAAAAUUAAAAAAUGGAAAUAAAUGAGUGCAUGAUAACUAGGCCUACAUUUCUAUAUAAAGCAAAGUCUCAUUUAAAGGUUUCUGAGCUGAAUAUUCUCAGUUUGGGAGAAUAAUAACUAUAUAUAUUAACUAUAAUAUUAUUGUGUCAAUUAGUUAUUAGAGAGCAAUGCUGCAUUUAAGAGCUCUGAAAUGAAUUUAUGGGGCCUGA